UAAGAAAAACAUAUAUAUUUUAGUAUUUAUUUAACCAUAACUUUACAAUGAAGAAAAAGCGCCUAAGCAAAAAGAUUUUGGGACUUGAUAAUAUUAAAAAAAUAASCGGAAGAAUGAGAACUUCCGUAAGACAUAUCGGUUUGGCGGUACCAACUAUCGGUUAUCAACCCGUAGAAGAAUUUGUUCGUAGAACAAUCACCGAUGAGGAACAAACACAAAAUCGGCUUUUACGAAUUAAAUCUCAAUAUAAGAUUACUGAUUUGGCGCAAGAAAGUAGAGAGCAAGUUAUCGAAUACCAAGAACCAGAAGAUAAAACCCAAACUGAAGUUAUAUACUCAACGUUUUCGUAUAUAUCAUUGCUGAGAAAGUUAGAGCUUCUUAAGAAAAGGUCUUCACCACUAAAAUCUCAUUCAUCUACGUUUCUUCAGAGCUUAUUUCCAWUACCAGACACAAGAAAUAUGCCCAAACUUGAAGAUAAUCAAAGCUCUACUGAAUCGACCGUUGAGCAGUUAACGGAUAUUAAUAGUGAUGACACAAACGAAGCACUCGGGAAACUUAUGAAAACAGACGAUAAUGAGAACUCAACAGAAAUGACUUCGGAGACGAUUGAAGACGAUGAACUGUUGACUUUUCCRAGCAAUUAUUUAGAAACUGAAAUGAAAAAAGAAUUAAAUUAUGAAGAUAUUCGUAAAAUAACACUGGAGAAUAGAGAAGAUACUGACGAAGAAGAACCGAAUAAGUCCCAGAUAUUGUCGCACAUACAGGAUUCAAAGAAUAUGCAGUUAGCGUUUGACAUGGAAGCAUUUCUCAGUGCACUUAUUACUGAUGCUAUAGACAAAUAUGAACCGAAUAAGUUUCGUCAACACAACCUCGAUAAGCCACUAUUAUUAAAUGAGCUAAUAGAAAAGCUCACGGAACUAGAAUUUGAACGAAAAAAUCGCAUGUACUUAAUUAAAGGUGUAGGCAUGUUUUGCAACAGCAAAGGCCAACAUCGGGUUUUCGCCGAGGACGCGCCGCAUAACAUUGAGACACUGAAGCAAAAUUACCAAGAGGCUUUAAUGAAGCUCGAUAGAAGUUUAGGUAAAGAAGAAAAUCUGAAAAGAGAAGUGCAUGURAAAAAAACGGAGCUUGAGCGCAAGCUGUCAAUGUUUCAGAAUAAAAACGAUACAAARUUGCUGGAAUUGGAACGACUCGUUGAAGAAACCUUUGGCGACAAAAAAGAACAUUUAAAAAUGAUUGUUAAGUCGGAACUAAGUACAAUGAGAAAAGUACGCGAUGAAAUAUCGGCUCGACGUUGCGAAUUGAUCCGAAAACAGCAUACGCAUUUCGUACUUAAAGAGAAAGCAGAUAAGUUCAGAGAUCUAAGCGACAGCGUGACAUAUUCAAACUAUGAGCAAAUGCAUGGUUAUGUUCWGGAGUUGGAAAAGAAAUUGAGAGAACGCAAUGCUCGAUGCAACAGAAUGCGAUCGCGAUUCCAUGAGGCUAUACAAAAMAAGGGACACUACAUGGAGCAGAAGACUUCGCUUCAAGCGAAGGUUAGCAUCCAAAAAACGAUACUACAGCAAUUGCAGCUGGAAUUGUCCACUACUCGGGAAAUAGUAUCAAAACUGAAAAAAGAACGAACGCGCCUUAAACAACAAAUUUCAAAGKUGCAUCUCGAAUGUAGCUUAUUCGAUAAGCCGGCACUACUAAUGGACUACGACGCGACCAUAGAGAAAAUAACCAAAGCCAGUACAGAUGUAAAGCACUUACGUCAGCGGCAUGACGAUAUUAUAUGCUUUCAUUUAUUUCAUUUAUCACUARAUAGCAAGGAUAUUGAAUUCGAGAUGCGGUUUUCAGUUCCUCAAUAAAUAAUUCGAACACUUCGACGAGGGUAUGUAUCCCCGUUCAUGGUCGGCACAUGAAGAAGUUUGAAUAUCAA
Molecule: messenger RNA, 1921 nt
Organism: Bactrocera latifrons
Lineage: Eukaryota; Metazoa; Arthropoda; Insecta; Diptera; Tephritidae
Product: desmoplakin-like
Exons: 6
Coding region: 48-1850 (600 amino acids)
Source: RefSeq, a predicted model, not a curated record